AGGCGGCGCCGGCGCCAUGUCCUCCCCGGGGGCGGCGGUGCUGCUGUGGUGGCUGAGCUGCGGCGGCUCGGCCUUGUGGAGGUAUUCCAGUAACAGCCCAAACUACCGCAUUUUUAGUACCAGAAGUACUAUUAAGUUAGAGUAUGAAGGAACAUUAUUUUCUGAGUGGAGUGUGCCGGGAACUUGUUCUGUGAAAAACAAAAGAUCACCCAAGACAGAACUGCGUUGUUCAUCUCCUGGUGUUCAGACUAUAAAACCAAUUGUGACAGGCCCAGAUUUAGAAGAAGAACGCUAUUUAUCUGUGGACAAUUCUCAUACUUGCUUUCUGUGGUAUUAUAAAGUUAUAAAUUUCAUGCACAAUUUAACCCAGGUUAUCGUUAUAUGGAUAUAUGAUCCAGAAAAUGCAGACCCUAAUGAGUUGCUGUGGAACGCAAAUGAGCCUUCGCUAAAUUCCAUAAUACUUAGCAAGCAGCUGGCGACUUUGGGACAGACACCUAUCGUAUAUACGAUUCUGAAGAGAAAAGUUUAUUUUCCACAUACAACAAUGAAGAAUGGGACCUGGCAUGUCUCAGUACCCAUGACAGCAGAUGAUAUACUAAAGGAGAUUAGAGGAAAUCAAGUGGCUUUUCAAGAUUGCUUUAUUGCAGAUUUUCUCCUCCUGCUGACUUUUCCUUUGUUGACAAUUCCUGAGAUGCCUGGUUUCUUACCAAUCUCUUCACCACGUGGCAGUCAGUUAAUGGCAGACUGGUCUGCCUGUGUUCCUGCCUCUGUUGUUGUGGUAGCCGACAUGGAGACCUUCCAAACCAAUGAUUCAUUCCGUACUUGGACCAGAAUCAGAGUGCCUCCAAACACUCUGACUGACAACGAAAGACACAGUGUGUCUGAUGUGAACCUAUCACAGGAUGGAAUAUUUUUUCUAAUAAAUGGUAUUCUUUACAUAAAAAGUUUUCAUGCAUUUACAAGACUGGGAAGAAAUGAAAGUCUUCCUGAUGGUGGAAUUAUUGGCAUUACAUCAAGAAAAUGGUGUUGGGUGAAAUAUUUAUUGAAGGCUAAAAGGGAAAGCAGCAGCAUGGCAAUCUGGACAGAAAAUGAAGUUUAUCUGGGAUAUACUCUUCUUAAAUUUGUCAAAAUAAUAACUACUGAAAAGCUGAAAAAUCUUCUCAAUGUACCACCAGCUGCUACUCUGACUAUACACAAUGUUGAGUAUACAGGACACCCUUUGGAACUUGCCUUGUUAUUAAAUCACUGCAUUAUAUGUACAGUCAGCAAAAAGAUUUACCUAGUGAUAUAUAACGAAGAUUCAAAAGAGUGGGUGCACCAAGACUUCACAUUAGAUGUCACUAUGGACACUUUUUUAAUUCCACGUUUUCUAUAUUCAGCAAUGCCAGAAUUCAUACUCUGGGACAAACAUAGGGUCUACUAUUAUUAUUACAAUCUCACCGAUACUGGAGUUUUACAGACACCGACAGAAUUUGGAAAUCUAUCAAGAUUAUCACGUGACAGCACUAUUCAUGAUGUUUUUAUAGAUUAUUAUGGAAAUAUUGUGGUAAAAAUGGAAAAUAAUAUAAUGUUUUAUUUCAAGAUUCAUAUUAGAGAUGCAGUAAAGCUACAUUUAUGGACAAAUAGUGCAAUAAAAUCACUGACUUGCAUGAAUGCUUCUGGUCAAGUAUAUCUCAUAUACGUUUUUGAAGAUGGCACAAUACAUCCACAGGAAUAUCCCUUAAAACUGGAAGCACAAAGUGUAGCUUUCAAAACAAAAGAAAAAUGCCCCUACCUAGCAUUUCAUGAUAAUAUUUUUAGUGUUUUUUACUUUUUGGACAAGGGCCAGAACCUGUCAAUUUGGGCUCAAAUAGUCUAUCCCGAAAACGUUGGUCUGUAUGUUAUUGUGGAAUCAUACGGCCCAAAAAUACUAGAAGAGAAACAUCAAGUUCACUAUGAAAUUGCCUUAGGAUACUGCACUAAAACCAUGACAGUAACAUUUUCUCAGAAUGUAAAUUAUGAGGCUGUAGAUGAUUACUUCAAGUUGCAAGACCAGAACACGGGCCUUCUGCUUGUUCAGAUUAGGCCUAGUGAAUAUGCAAAAACAUGUCCAGUAGCCCAAAAGGUGUUCCAGGUAGCCGUUGGCUGUGAUGGUAGCAAAUACAUUGCUGUUAAAGGAUUUAAUAAAAAAGAAUGUCUUCAGCAUGACUUUCUUUACAUUAUUGAAAAGUCAUAUCUGAGGGAUCGACCAUCUAAAAACUUGAGAGUAAGAUAUAAUUGGAAAGAAUAUGGCUGCCCAUUGAGAGUUAAUUUCAGAGAAAAGUUUCACCCUUUGCUUCAAUUAUACGAUGACAACGGCUAUGUUGAAGAUGUUGAAGUAAAUUUCAUAGUGUGGGAAAUACACGGCCGGGAUGACUAUACGUUUAACACCACUAUGAAGAAGAGUGGUUGUUUAAAUGAAGCCCAGACGUGGAAGUCAAUGAUUGAGCUUAACAAGCACCUUCCAUUAGAAGAAGCCUGGGGACCUCAGAACUAUAAGCACUGUUUUUCUUAUGCUAUUGGAAAACCGGGAGACUUAUAUCAACCAUAUGAGAUAAUCAACAAGUCUAACUAUAACCAUUUAGUUUGGCCCACGGGCCAUUCUGGAAUGUAUGUGUUUCGUGUGAAGAUCCUGGAUCCAAACUAUAGUUUCUGUAACCUCACAGCUAUAUUUGCAAUAGAGACCUUUGGCGUGAUUCCCAGUCCAAGUGUCUACCUGGUUGCCUCCUUCCUCUUUCUUCUGAUGCUACUGUUCUUCAGUAUUCUAGUUUUGAGCUACUUCUAUUAUAUGAGGACUUAUAGACAAUACAUUUAUGAGCCACUUCACAAACCUGAAAGAAAACAAAAGACUAACUAG
Diceros bicornis minor is the source of this 2875-nucleotide messenger RNA. RefSeq names its product catsper channel auxiliary subunit epsilon (gene CATSPERE). The transcript has 22 exons. The record is from RefSeq and is a predicted model, not a curated record. Gene Ontology annotation, cellular component: sperm principal piece; CatSper complex. NCBI's taxonomy places the organism in Eukaryota, Metazoa, Chordata, Mammalia, Perissodactyla, Rhinocerotidae. Gene Ontology annotation, biological process: sperm capacitation; flagellated sperm motility. The coding region runs from base 17 to 2875 and encodes 952 amino acids.